UCAAAUAAUCGACUAAUCGUUUCAACUUUGCACUGAGCUCAUGUGAGGUGUUUUUUCUUAUUUUAUUUUAUUUGACUGUUACAACACAAGCAAUAUUUAAAUCAUCACUUGUUGCUUUUUGUAGCCUCUCGCUUUCUGCUGUCUAAACGUGAAAGAAAACGUUCCGAGGUGCCCUGAAGGCACCGCAGAGGAUGCACGUCAACGCGACAAUUGGCUCAUUUGUGUCCUCCACAACAAAGUCUCCGCCUCCAGCAUAUUGAGAGGAAACUCUCGCAGGAGAGGCUGUAUUUGGUUCCACGCUGAAGCCCUGAACUCGGUCAGCAUCUCGCCGUGCUGGAGGACAGCAAGGCUCUUUGUGUUUUUAUUCAACUUUGAGCAACGAUGACGUUCAGGAGGCUGAAGAAGGUGAACUCCAGCGGGCCGGACAGUGGACCCGCAUCCCAGGACAACGACAUUUAUUUCCCCUCGUCCAAGUCGGACAGCUGCAGGACUGUGGACUUACCAACCAACUCCUCGGAGGUUUACAACUACAAGACUCUGGCUUACUCUGGAGGGACGCUGCCCAGGAACUUUAAAAAGGGCGCCGGGCUGCAGAAGUGGAAACCCCUAACGCAGACGCCAGAACCACAAAGGAAGGUGGUGGUCCUGGAGAAAAAAGAGGAGGAGACCUUCGGUUUUGAGAUUCAGACUUACGGCCUCCAUCAUCAGGACCAGAACUCAGUGGAGAUGUGCACGUUUGUGUGUAAGGUGCACAACGACAGCCCGGCCCAGCAGGCAGGACUUAAAGUUGGGGACACCAUCGCAAGUGUGAACGAGGCCACCGUGGAGGGAUUUCGACACAAGGAGAUCGUUCAGCUCAUCAGGGCCUGCGGAAACUCAAUCAGGCUGGAGACGGUUUACAGUGACUCAAUCCGAAAGGCCGAGCUGGAAGCCCGACUGCAGUAUCUGAAGCAAACUCUUCAUGAGAAGUGGGAUGAAUAUCGAUCUCUGAUGGUGCAGGAGCAGAGGCUCGUUCACGGUAUAGUGAUGAGUGAUGCUGCCGUGUACGAGUCCCUGGAGUCAGCAGGUAUAUACGGCAGCCUCGGUGCUCCCAGUCCUGCCGCUGAGAGAGCUCUCCGAUGCACCGGCAGCACCAGCAGCAGCGCCAGCUUCCUCAGCACGGCCACCGAGGACGACCCUCUCUACCAGACCUGCAUUUACCAGGCAGACGGCAACAUGGACUCAGAAAACGCAGACAAAAACAAAGACCAGCAGCCGCCACAGAGGCUGCAGCGCCUUCGACCGGCCAGCGAGCUCUUCGUGACGGCCAAGACGCAGCUGACGCGCAGCGCCAGCACCCGCAGCUACAUGAGGGGAUCUUCGUCGUCGUCGAAUUCGGGGGAGAAGCAGGGAGGAUUCAACUCGCUGCAGAGGAAACCCAAACAGAAGAGCUUCCGCAGGCGCCUCCUCAAAUUCAUCCCAGGUUUGAAUCGACCGCUGGAGGAGGAGGAGAGCAAACUGUGAGCAGCAAACGGAUCUGUUCACCCAACAGACUUAAAGCACCAGUGACUGUCAAACUAAACUCCCAAAGAAAACAGCAAACAGACCCAAAGAAUGGCGAGUUUGAGACCAAAGUGUGCUGGCUCUGUAGCUGCACCUCUCCCAGACCAAUGAACAUUUAGCUGCAUUCAGUAGCUCUCAGUGUUUCUCAGCUGUACAUAAGUUUUGUUUUAGUUCUGAUCUUUAAAUUAUUUAUUUAUUUUUAACAUGUUUGGAUUAUGUACAGAAUGAAGGACUUUUUUUGUUUUGUUUUUACUGCAUGCUUGACCUUUAUUUCGACAGCUGAAUAAAUCGCCCACGGUAACUGUAAUUGUGCAACACAACGUUUUAUAAGAGUUUGAUAUCGACCCUAGUUGAUUUAUUGAUCCCAUUUCAUUUUUCUGCCCAAGUUCGUGGUUCCUAAAAAUAAAAUAUGUGGCAUUUA
This is a messenger RNA of Acanthochromis polyacanthus (spiny chromis), 1963 nucleotides long. RefSeq names its product trafficking regulator and scaffold protein tamalin (gene tamalin). Gene Ontology annotation, molecular function: protein binding. The record is from RefSeq and is a predicted model, not a curated record. NCBI's taxonomy places the organism in Eukaryota, Metazoa, Chordata, Actinopteri, Pomacentridae. The transcript is spliced from 8 exons. The coding region runs from base 382 to 1503 and encodes 373 amino acids.